CUUAAUACAUAUGGGUCCAAACCUUGCCUAAUAUGAGUUAGUAUUAAGCUGAAAUGCAGGGACCAGCCUGCGAGCCGACAGAGCUAGGCACCAAACUUCUUGCAGGAACUACAACACCGGAACUGCAACAUCCUGAUGCAUCAAUAUUUUGAAUGCAAUUACGCAGCAUUUCAAGACCCACCCAAUACAUAGACUGAAGGCUGCAGUACACUGUAGUCCUCGCUCAAAGCACAAGGCUAGCAUCUAACGGCAUGGGAAUCUAUCGAGUGUAUCAAAAUACUUCCCCUAUAUUUCCAAUUCAAUGCCUCCUCGGCCGGUAGUAUCGUCACCGCGACGGAUUACGAGAUCCUCACUCGCGCGCUUUAGGUAUGGCGACGAUGGCCCCGGUAGCAAGGAGAACUCGACUCCUGCCCCUGCGGAUAUCGAAGAUAUAGUCCCGAAUGCAGCGGCUAUCCGGAAGCGAAAGCGGACCACUACUCUCCUCGAAGCAUCGUCGACUUCGCUGCGACGCACCAUCAAGAAGGAAGAAGAGAUCGGGACAAAGGUGACAGCACCCCCAACAAGCAGACGUCAGCGGAAGCCAGCCCGAAAGGCCGUCAACGCGGAUACAGGAGAGACAACAGUCAGCGCGCCCUCAGAUUGGGAAGAAAUAUACGAUGCUGUCAAGGUGAUGCGGUCCCCAGGCGGCGUAGCGGCCAAUGCGGCCGUCGAUACGAUGGGCUGUGAGCGGCUCGCGGAUACUACACUUAGCCCACGCGACCAGCGUUUCCAGACCUUAAUCGCGCUUAUGCUGUCAUCGCAGACUAAGGAUACAACCAACGCUGUCGCCAUGAAGCGACUGCAGACCGAGCUUCCCCCGCAUGCUCCCGGUGCUCCUCCGGGCCUUAAUCUCGAGAAUGUACUUGCAGCAGACCCGGAUCUGAUCAAUAAGUUGAUCUGGGCUGUCGGCUUCCACAAUAACAAGACCAAGUAUAUAAAACAGGCCGCGCCGAUCCUACGCGAUCAGUGGGGUGGCGAUAUCCCAAAUACGAUUGAGGGCUUGGUUGCGCUACCGGGCGUCGGCCCCAAGAUGGGAUAUCUCUGCCUGUCAGCGGCAUGGGAUCGUACCGAGGGAAUCGGCGUCGACGUUCAUGUGCAUCGUAUUACAAACAUGUGGGGGUGGCAUACAACUAAGAACCCCGAGGAAACGCGACUUGCGCUACAGAGUUGGCUACCGCGCGAUCGCUGGCGUGAAAUAAACUGGUUACUCGUCGGGUUUGGACAGGCUGUUUGUCUGCCUGUUGGGAGGCGGUGCGGCGACUGCGACUUGGGUCUACGCGGCCUGUGUAAAGCCGCCGAGAGGAAAAAGGUCCUUGAAGGGAGGAAGAUACGAGAAAGUACUCAAGUUAAGAAGCUUGAAGAUGAUGGAUCGGUGGUAAAAAUUGAAGAGGUAAAAGAGGAAGAAGUACUUGAAAAGGAUAGCAUUGUAAACGAGGCUGUAAAAGAUGAAGAGAAGGAAGGAAGGCCCGCAGAACAGUCCGAAGGUAGCCCGGAGCCCGGUCCGAAACAAAGAAACGCUAUACCAAAACGGCAACGGAGAUCAAAUAAAGCAUAGCACGUGGAGUUAUUGUAUGGGUCGAUCACGGUGUGGGAUAUCACGAGGCAUUCAGGGAAAAUGAAAUUAAUAGGUGGAAAUCAAAUGUUCGUCAGGGAGGUCUUAACUCCAAAUAGGAGAAAGUCUCAUAAUUGCUUAAUCAUGUAUGUAUGUAUGUACAAUAUUCGCUGAAAACUGAGAAUAGGCUCCGUCGUAGGAGACUC
Daldinia decipiens is the source of this 1797-nucleotide messenger RNA. Its product is annotated as putative DNA repair protein NTG1. Gene Ontology annotation, biological process: base-excision repair; nucleotide-excision repair; base-excision repair, AP site formation. Gene Ontology annotation, molecular function: DNA-(apurinic or apyrimidinic site) endonuclease activity; oxidized pyrimidine nucleobase lesion DNA N-glycosylase activity; DNA binding. The transcript has a single exon. Gene Ontology annotation, cellular component: nucleus. The record is from RefSeq and is a predicted model, not a curated record. The coding region runs from base 302 to 1594 and encodes 430 amino acids. Lineage: Eukaryota; Fungi; Ascomycota; Sordariomycetes; Xylariales; Hypoxylaceae.